Messenger RNA from Cylas formicarius (sweet potato weevil), 1830 nucleotides. RefSeq names its product medium-chain acyl-CoA ligase ACSF2, mitochondrial-like. Lineage: Eukaryota; Metazoa; Arthropoda; Insecta; Coleoptera; Brentidae. Gene Ontology annotation, molecular function: medium-chain fatty acid-CoA ligase activity. The transcript has 9 exons. The coding region runs from base 76 to 1830 and encodes 584 amino acids. The record is from RefSeq and is a predicted model, not a curated record. Gene Ontology annotation, biological process: fatty acid metabolic process.
CUUACGUAUUGCAUAAACAGAUUAUAGUUAGUUUUUCGCGUUCCGUAGUUAAUUGAUAAGUUACCGUUAAAAUUGAUGAGGAUGCUUGUGAAAAAUAACGUCAAAUUUUUAAAGAGGGUUUUACAAUUAGCAAGCCAAAGAAGGUUCGCUGACUUCAGCUACCUGCACAAUGUUGGCAAAGAACCUUUAAGACCUCUGACGCUUGGACAACUGCUUGGUGAAAAAUGUGUUACUUUUGCUGAUGUCCCGGCCAUUAUAUCGGUCCACCAAAAUCAGAGGAUGAGUUUUGGAGAAGUGCUGGAUGAGGCAGAUAAGCUCGCUGCUAGUUUAAGGGCACUGGGUCUGAAAACUGGCGAUAGGGUGGGUUUGUGGGCUCCAAAUUUAAUCGAAUGGUAUGUGGUGCACAUGGCUUGCGCCAGGGCGGGGGUGAUAUUGGUAAAUAUUAAUCCUGCAUUUCAACCAAAAGAAAUCCAGUAUUGCAUCAAUAAAGUUGGGGUGAAAAGUCUUAUUUGUGCCCACAAGUUCCGGAAACAAAAUUAUUACGAUAUUUUGAACGUAAUAGCUCCGGAAUUAUCCAACAGCGAUCCAGGAAAAAUUAAAUGCAAAGCUGUUCCGUCACUGGAAAGCAUCAUCAUUAUUACCGAUGAAGAUCUAAGAGGAGCAUACAAAUAUCAGGAAAUUUUUGACCUUGCUACACCAGAAGGCAUUUCUUCCAUAAGAAGCUUGCAAAAUUCUAUACUAAUGGACGAGCCAGCUCAUAUCCAAUUUACGUCUGGUACCACCGGUCAUCCGAAAGCGGCAGCGGUGUCCCACUUCAGCAUGGUAAACAACUCACAUUAUGUCGGAAAGAGGAACGAGCUUGACAGAAAAUACCACAGAAUGUGUAUUCAGGUACCGCUUUUCCACGCAAUUGGUACCGUCAUAGCUAUCUUGGGCGGCUUACAUCACGGUGCUACCAUGGUACUGCCUUCAGCGGGAUACAAUCCGGAUAAAAAUCUUGACGCCAUAAGAGAUGAAAAAUGUUCUGUCAUCUAUGGUACACCGACUAUGUAUGUGGACUUGAUCGAUAGACAAAAGCAAAGAAAUGAAAUAAUCGCACCCGAAAUUGCUUGCGUCGGAGGUGCUGUAUGUUCGCCACAUUUGUUUACUGAGAUGAAAAACGUCUUGAAACUUAAGAGAAUGAAGUCAUUAUACGGUCAAACAGAACUGACGGCUGUAGCGUUUCAAACGCUGUACGAUGAAGAAGAACACCUGACACUUUCAACCGUGGGCUACAUACAGGAGCAUUUAGAAGCCAAAGUAGUAGAUUCCGAGGGAAAAAUGGUUCCUUUUGGAACUCCUGGAGAGUUAUGUGUGAGAGGUUACAGCAGCUUGCUCCGAUUCUGGGACGACGAUAAUAGAACUCAGGAGACUAUGGGACAAGACAAAUGGCUUAAAACGGGGGAUCAAUUUAUUUUGGAACCUUCGGGCUAUGGUAGAAUUGUUGGCAGACUCAAGGAAAUGCUCAUCAGAGGUGGAGAAAAUAUUUUCCCCAAGGAAAUAGAAGAUUUUCUUAUGACACACCCGAGCAUUUUAGAAGUUCAUAUCAUAGGUAUUCCUCACGAACGCUUGGGUGAAGAAGUGUGCGCUGUCGUCAAACUCAAUGAAGGUAAAUCGCUGAAUCUAGAAGAUAUUAGGAACUUCUGCCAAGGAAAUAUCUCCAAUUUUAAAAUUCCGACAAUGUUGAAGAUUGUUACUUCCUUUCCUAAAACCACUUCAGGAAAAAUCCAAAAGUUUAAACUGAUUGAAGCUAUUGUAAACAAUCAGAAACAAGAAAACGUUAAUCUGUAA